Molecule: messenger RNA, 1867 nt
Organism: Lontra canadensis (Northern American river otter)
Lineage: Eukaryota; Metazoa; Chordata; Mammalia; Carnivora; Mustelidae
Product: tubulin-specific chaperone E
Exons: 17
Coding region: 74-1660 (528 amino acids)
Biological process (GO): protein folding
Molecular function (GO): alpha-tubulin binding
Source: RefSeq, a predicted model, not a curated record
GCGAGGGUCGCGAUUCCGACCACCCGGGUAGCCGCUGGGCAGAUCUCAUAUUUUGGAUUCUGGCUACAUUAUAAUGAAUGACACUUCGACAUCAGAUGUCAUUGGUCGACGAGUUGAGGUUAAUGGAGAACAUGCAACAGUGCGUUUUUCUGGUAUCGUUCCUCCUGUGGCAGGACUCUGGUUAGGAGUAGAAUGGGACAAUCCCGAGAGAGGAAAGCAUGAUGGAAGCCACGAGGGGACUGUGUAUUUUAAAUGCAGACACCCAACAGGGGGAUCCUUUAUUCGUCCCAACAAAGUAAAUUUUGGAGUGGGCUUUCUCACUGCAGUUAAGAAUCGCUAUGUGUUAGAAGAUGGACCAGAGGAAGAUGGAAAAGAGCAAAUUGUUAUAAUUGGAAAUAAACCCGUGGAAACUAUUGGUUUUGACUCUGUUAUAAAACAGCAAAGUCAGCUGAGCAAGUUGCAAGAAAUUUCUCUGAGGAACUGUGCCGUGAAUGGUGCUGGUGACAAAGGAGCAAUUGCCAAAGCGUGUCCUAAUAUCAGAAAAGUAGAUUUGUCAAGAAACCUGUUGUCCUCGUGGGAUGAAGUCCUAGAUAUUGCUGAUCAGCUGAAACAUCUGGAAGUUCUUAAUCUCAGUGAGAAUAAACUCAGCUUUCCCUCGGGUUCACCAGCUCGAACCGGAACAUUUCCUGCACUGAAGGUUUUAGUCCUUAACCGAACAGGAAUAACAUGGGCGGAGGUGCUCCGGUGCGCCGCUGGGUGGCCGGUCCUUGAGGAGCUGUACCUCAAGUCUAACGAUCUCCUCAUUUCGGAAAGGCCGGCUGAUGUCCUGCAGACAGUCAAGUUAUUAGACCUUUCCUCUAAUCAAUUAAUUGAUGAAAAUCAGCUGUUUCUAAUAGCCUAUCUGCCCAGAUUAGAACAACUCAUCCUUUCUGACAUUGGACUUUCUUCUAUACGUUUUCCAGAUGCUGGAACUGGGCAUAAGACUUCCAUGUUUCCUUCCUUGCAGUACCUCGUCGUGAAUGACAAUCAGAUCUCACAAUGGUCGUUUAUCAAUGAGCUGGAUAAGUUACCGAGUCUGCACGCUCUGUCCUGCAGCAGAAACCCCCUGACGGAAGAGAACAAAGCAGCACAUACCACGCGUGGGCUCAUCAUCGCCAAAAUCGGUCAGUUGAAGACCCUGAACAAAUGCGAGAUCCCGCCGGAGGAGAGGCGCGGCGCCGAGCUCGAUUACCGGAAGGCGUUCGGCAACGAGUGGAAGGCGGCGGGCGGCCACCAGGACCCCGAGCAGAACCGGCCCCACGCGGAGUUCCUCGCGGCGCAUCCCCGGUACCAGUCGCUGUGCCUCAAAUACGGUGCGCCCGAAGACGGGGAACUCAAGACACAACAGCCGUUUUUGCUCAAAAACCAACUACUAACACUGAAGAUAAAAUAUCCUAAUCAAGUUGAUCAGAAAGUCCUAGAGAAACAACUGCCAGACUCCAUGACAAUUCAGAAGGUGAAGGGACUGCUGGCCCGUCUUCUCAAAGUUCCUGUGUCAGAACUGCUGCUCUCCUAUGAAAGCCCCAAAAUGCCUGGCAGAGAGAUCGAGCUCGAAAAUGACCAGCAGUCGUUACAGUUUUAUUCUGUGGAAAGUGGAGAUUGUCUGUUGGUGCGAUGGUAAUAAUGAACUAAGAAAGUCUGGGGACUACACUGUUUAUCAUGACUGGGUGUGGGGGUCACCGGAAAUAAAGGAUUUAUUGGAACAAUUCUGUCAGAAAAAGAGGUUUUACAACUUGCCGUAAGCAUAGAAAAAGUGGUAUUUUCACUGGGAAGAGACCAUUUCUAGGCUUGUAUGUAACAGCAGUAAUAAAGGCUUUGCACCUACUAA